Cladophialophora immunda is the source of this 390-nucleotide messenger RNA. RefSeq lists its product as uncharacterized. The record is from RefSeq and is a predicted model, not a curated record. The transcript has a single exon. Lineage: Eukaryota; Fungi; Ascomycota; Eurotiomycetes; Chaetothyriales; Herpotrichiellaceae. Bases 1 to 390 code for a protein of 129 amino acids.
AUGAGCGUUGAUCGGGAGGAGAAUCCAGCCGACAUCAUCUUCGACAUCUAUCCUAAAGAGUUACGGAAGGCGAAAAUUGCUGUUAUGACCGCCGGGAACGGUGUCGGUGUGGAAUUCUUCGAGUUUAUUGACCCGAAGAUGACACAGGCUGCAGCGUUUGAUAUUACCCGUGGAGGGGUUUUCCAUGUCGCUGUUACCGAUCCACACCCGGAAGAACUAUGCUCAAAGAUUAUAGCAGCAGGUGGGAAGAAGAUUGGAAAACCGGUUUCUCCAUUUCCACUCUCAGUGGAUGGAUUCAAGGACGGCGCGCUUUACCUGCAGGAUCCAUGGGGGAAUACGAUUGAAAUCGUCAGCUGUAACCUUGAACUGCUUCUAGCAAACAGAUCCUGA